UAGAUAAAGGAGAUAUCAAAUACCAAGAUUCAUUUUGGUUUAGAGGGGUAAAGAUAACAAAAAAACAAUUGAAAUCUGGUGUAGAAUUGAAAGAAGAAGUGCAGCCAUGGGCAGGUGUUGGUUUUAUCAAGUCAAGAAAAUUACCAUUUUGGGCAGUAGUGAUUGAGACGGAUUUGGAUACUUUUCUCCAAAAAAAUCACGAUAAAUUGGUGUUGGUGAAAUUUUCAACGACUUGGUGUCCGCCUUGUCGGGUGCUACAAAAAAAUAUUCAGGAAUUGAUGGCAGAAUUGGAAAAAUCGGCCGCACCAAAAAAAGAUUUGUUGGUGCUGGAGGUGGACGCAGAAAAGUUUCCUCGGCUAGCCCAGAGAGAACAAUUUCGC
Messenger RNA from Racocetra persica, 380 nucleotides. The record is from the annotation of a GenBank genome assembly. NCBI's taxonomy places the organism in Eukaryota, Fungi, Glomeromycota, Glomeromycetes, Diversisporales, Gigasporaceae.